This is a messenger RNA of Protopolystoma xenopodis, 411 nucleotides long. NCBI's taxonomy places the organism in Eukaryota, Metazoa, Platyhelminthes, Monogenea, Polystomatidea, Polystomatidae. The record is from the annotation of a GenBank genome assembly.
CGGUCAGCUGAAGGUGUUGCCCAACAAGACCCGAUUUCCGGUCGCUAUGAGGCACCGCCGGUCGCUUGUCGUACAGUACCAGAGUCUAGCUCAUCACUGGGCUGCUCUGUCGUCUCCGUCCCGCUGGUACAGGACUUGAACUGCUCACACACCAGACCAAUGAGGUCAUGCGACCCGAGCCGCCAUCGAACGGCGUUUGCCAGUCGUCAACUCCUUCGGUUGGAGCACGAGUUCGCUCGAGCAGCCUAUCUUUCCCGGCUUCGUCGAAUUGAAGUUGCAUGUGAACUGGGCCUGACUGAGAAGCAAGUGAAGAUUUGGUUCCAGAACCGACGGGUACGUCAAAAAAAGUCGGUUUUCACAGCUCUCAAACAGCGAAUCUCGCUGUCCAGUCAGUCGCGACCCAGAAGUUGA